GGAUUGACACACAAUGAGGAGCAGAGGCAGGGGAGACGCUCCGCAAACACCGCUGUAAAUAUAUACAACAAUCACAGAGGCCACAGAAGCAUGGAGAACCAGUGCACAGUGCAGGUGAAACUAGAGUUGGGCCACCGGGCUCAGCUGAAGAAGAAAAUAACAUCAGAAGGCUUCACACAUGACUGGAUGGUGUUUGUCCGAGGGCCUGAGACCGGUGACAUCCAGCACUUUGUAGAUAAAGUUGUCUUCCGCCUGCAUGAGAGCUUCCCCAAACCCAAGAGAGUAUGCAAGGAGCCUCCAUACAAAGUAGAGGAAUCGGGCUACGCAGGCUUCCUCAUGCCUAUUGAAGUAUACUUCAAGAACAGGGAGGAGCCAAAAAAAGUUUGUUUCAACUAUGACCUGUUCCUUAAUUUGGAGGGCAACCCACCUGUUAACCACCUGCGCUGUGAGAAGCUCACCUUCAACAACCCCACCAUAGAUUUCAGGAGAAAGCUCAUCAAAGCUGGAGGGAUACUGGUUGUCCCUGAGGGGGCUGAAGCUGUGUCGAGGCCCAGUCCGGACUACCCAAUGCUCCCCACCAUCCCCCUCUCAGCCUUCUCAGACCCCAAGAAGACCAAGACCUCUCAUGUAUCAAAGGAGCCCAGCAAAGAAGGAAGUGGCAGCAGCAGCAAAGUGCCCAAACCGCACAAACUUACCAAGGAGCACCGCGAACGACCACGAAAAGACUCUGAGAGCAAAGCCUCGUCAAAAGGAGACGACAGAGAUGGAAGCGGCAAAAGUGGUCGUGACCCUUCCUCUUCCUCGUCCUCAUCUUCGAAAAAGCCGUCAGAGAUCAAAGUGAAAGAUGAAGUUAAAGUCCUACCAAAGGCAGCGUUUAAGGAGCCUAAACUCACCCUGAAGGAGUCCAAGAUGGAGGGCAUGUCCCCUAAAGGUGGGGGGGCCGGAAGUGGAGGGGGAGGAGGAGGCGGAGGGGUGCCGGUGGAGUCCAAAGCGCCGGGGAAACGACCGUCUACUGUGGACUCUCCUAAACCCAGCGCUAAGAAGCAGAAGAAGGGCAGCUCUGAGGGGCUGAAAGCGCCGAGCAGAGGGACUUUCACAGGAACUUCUACACGCGUCUCCUCGUCUUCGGUGGCCAGCCAGCCCUACAGCGAGAAAAAACCUUCCAAGGAUAAAGGUCGCUGGGCCAAAGGCAAAAAUGAUACACAGGAGCUGAAGGAACCUAAGAAACCUCUGGAGUCAGAGGAGUCGAACUCAGAAGAUGAAGCAUCGUCAAAGUCAGAGCAAUCGGCUCCCUCCAGUCCUUCCAACUCCAGUUCCAGUUCGGACUCUACUUCCGACUCUGACUUUGAGCCAGGACAGAAACAAGGACAGGGGCCCCUACGAUCGAUGGUGGAAGAGAUCCAGUCAGAAGAGUCAGACGAUGAUGACAGCACCUCUGAAGAAGAAACACCCAUCAAAACCAACCCGCCCAACCGUGAUUCUCGACUCAGCCUGGACAGCGAGAGUGACAGCAGUGAUGGCUCACACCGCCCCAGUCGAGACCCCGCCCCUCCCCCACAAAAACACAGCUCCUCCAAUAACAAAGUUGUCCGAAAGAGUCCAGAUUCCUCUUUUCGCUCCGAGAAGAUGAUGAAGAAGGGAUACGACAAGGUAGGAAGGGCCUACACGGAGGAGCUGGUGGACCUCCACCGCAGACUAAUGGCUUUAAGGGAGCGCAAUGUACUACAGCAGAUUGUCAACCUGAUUGAGGAGACGGGCCACUUCAACGUAACAAACACCACCUUUGACUUUGACCUCUUUUCACUGGACGAGUCCACUGUCCGCAAACUACAGAGCUACCUGGAGGCGACGGCCACGUGACAGGAAGUGGAGGUCGACGCGUGGAUGUCAGCGGCGGAGGUAGCCUCGUCGUUGCUGCUGCUCUCCGAGGGAGGGGCGAGCAGCCUCUGCUGCCUCGGCUCUUUCACGAGCCUGACUGAAUCGUCGGAACAACUACCACGCAAACAGAAACGCGAUCGCAAGCACACGACACCGCCUUCACGUGACACUGGGGAGGAAACCGGAGGAGGAGGUGUGUGAGGAAACACUGGAGUAUCUGAACUCCGUCUAGUCAGGAUUUUUCACUACACGUCUCUCGUUAUGAGUCUUUUCUGAGCUGUGGAAUUCGCCCCCACUCCCUCCACCCCACCUCCUUUGCCUUCCUGCACUUACAUUGCUCCAGCCUUUGCAAACCUAAUACUUCCCCUCCUCCUCCUCCAAUGCACACUCCUAACUUGGCAGAACAACACUCCCCCCCCCCCCCCC
Molecule: messenger RNA, 2304 nt
Organism: Nematolebias whitei (Rio pearlfish)
Lineage: Eukaryota; Metazoa; Chordata; Actinopteri; Cyprinodontiformes; Rivulidae
Gene: mllt1a
Product: MLLT1 super elongation complex subunit a
Exons: 12
Coding region: 91-1860 (589 amino acids)
Biological process (GO): regulation of DNA-templated transcription
Cellular component (GO): super elongation complex
Source: RefSeq, a predicted model, not a curated record